AUGAGUGUGCCCGAGAAGAAGGCGUCUCUGACGCUUUGUCAGCGCUUGCGACUUUUUUUGCUAUUUCAUUGGGCUGGUCUGGUCAUGUUCCUAACACCACUGGCUUUGCUGCCUUUGUUGUUCCUAGAGCCGGCGCUGGAAUAUCGCUGCGCUUAUGUCCUGUUCCUUAUGUCUAUACUCUGGAUUACUGAGGCGAUGCCCCUCUAUGUGACCUCAUUGCUGCCGAUUGUUUUAUUUCCAAUAAUGGGCAUUUUGGAUUCGGAGCAUGUGUGUCGUGUUUAUUUUUCAAACUCAUUGGUAUUAUUCUUUGGCAGUUUGGUUAUAGCGCUGGCCAUUGAGUAUUGCAAUUUACACAAACGCGUCGCCCUUUGGGUCAUCCUCUGUGUGGGCUGCAGUCCGAGAAAAUUGCAUUUCAGCCUGAUGCUGGUAACCAUGUUCAUUUCGAUGUGGCUAUCAAAUUCUGCAGCCACCUCGAUGAUGUGCCCGGUUGUCAAAGCUCUGCUUAAUGAAAUGGCCAGUGAAAAUAUGCUGGAGAUGAUGGAGGAGAAGAAUAUGAAUGAUGGCACACAUGCUAAUGGCUUUCCCAAGCCAUCGAAAAUUGUGAUCUCCUACUAUUUGGGCGUGGCAUUUGCAGCUUCUGUGGGGGGCUGUGCCACGCUCGUCGGCACCGGCACAAAUAUCAGCUUUAAGGGUGUAUACGAUGCUCGCUUUCCACACUCGCACGACCUCAACUUCCUGACCUUCGCCCUAUUCAGCAUGCCCACCAUGUUGUUCAUCAUCGCGUGCAUCUAUCUCUAUCUGCAAUGGCUGCACUUUGGCCUUUUCAAGCCGGACAGCAAACAGGCGAGGCAAGUGCGGGAGAGCGCCCAGUACGAGCAUGUGACCGCAUGUGUGCUGCACAAGCGACUCAAGGAACUGGGACCCAUUAGUUGCCACGAGCUGCAGGUGGCCACGCUCUUUCUGGCCAUGAUUAUCUUUCUGGUCACGCGUCAUCCGGGCAGCUAUGGCGGCUGGUCGCAGCUGUUCCAGCACAACAUGGUCAAGGACUCUUUCCCGGUCAUUGCCAUUGUUGUGCUGCUCUUUAUGCUGCCCGUCAACUAUAAAUUCUUCCGAAAUUUGACCUGUGGGCGCGUGUUGGGAUUGGAGGAGCUAUGCACUACGCCAGCGCUACUCACCUGGCAGUUCCUGAACGCCAACAAUCACUGGGGCUUGCUGCUGCUUACAGGUGGUGGCUUGGCCCUGGCCGAGGGUAUCAAGGCAUCUGGCUUUGCCGCUCUAGUGGGCGCCUCCUUUUCCGCUCUCCAGUUCGUGCCGCCCUGCGUGCUGCAGUUCUUCUGCAUCUGCAUUGCACUGAUGCUGACAGCGUUCUCAUCGAAUAUAGCCAUGUGCAACAUUAUCAUACCGAUUCUAAUGGAAAUUGUAAUUCCAUCACAGCGCACGUACAUCCGUUGUAUUUGA
Scaptodrosophila lebanonensis is the source of this 1458-nucleotide messenger RNA. Its product is annotated as protein I'm not dead yet-like. Gene Ontology annotation, cellular component: membrane. NCBI's taxonomy places the organism in Eukaryota, Metazoa, Arthropoda, Insecta, Diptera, Drosophilidae. The transcript is spliced from 11 exons. Gene Ontology annotation, biological process: monoatomic anion transmembrane transport; citrate transport. Gene Ontology annotation, molecular function: succinate transmembrane transporter activity; citrate transmembrane transporter activity. The record is from RefSeq and is a predicted model, not a curated record. The coding region runs from base 1 to 1458 and encodes 485 amino acids.